Messenger RNA from Saccoglossus kowalevskii, 744 nucleotides. RefSeq names its product multiple epidermal growth factor-like domains protein 8. Gene Ontology annotation, molecular function: calcium ion binding; protein binding. Gene Ontology annotation, cellular component: Golgi apparatus. NCBI's taxonomy places the organism in Eukaryota, Metazoa, Hemichordata, Enteropneusta, Harrimaniidae. The record is from RefSeq and is a predicted model, not a curated record.
UCUGCGAGAUAUGGGCAUACAAUGGUAGCUUACACACAAAAUACUUUGCUAAUGUUUGGUGGAACCCUGGCAGAUGGAACUAUAUCCAAUGAACUGUGGAGUUUCAUUGUGACAGUCAACACAGGUACAUGGCAAAGACAAGCUACUACAGGUAAUCUACAGAUGCCUGGUUUGACUGAUCAUACAGCAUGUAUCGUGGAUGACAGAUAUCUUUAUAUCUACGGAGGUCGUUCUGAAUCCGUCAAUUUCAUGUCUAAAAUGUACCGAUAUGACUUUACAAAUUAUCACUGGGAAGAAGUUAAUUAUCGUGGAGGAACAAUAUCAGAUCUACGGGUGUCUGGGCAUUCUAUGGUUUAUCAUCCUGAAUCUAGAUCGCUCAUAGUAUUCGGUGGAUUCAAGCCUCGCUAUUCAAGGCGAGUUUGUUACCAUCCUUAAAGCGAGAGGGUUGUCACCUGCGCACAUGCGGGAAUUGAGUCUCAAGCGAUGAUAACAACACACGCUAAAAUCGCAAAGGCUCAUGGGUAGACGCUUGUUUGUAAAGAAUAACAAGCUAUGGCCAUCUGACGCAUGCGCAUGUGAUGACUCCCCUGCUUUAAUGUAAACAAACCAACAUUUAUGAAAAUUAGAUUAACACAUGUUCCAGGGCUACAGAUGCUUCUUUCAGGGCUACAUAUGCUUCUUUCAGGUAUGGCAUGUAAACAAUUCAUAAUUUUAUGAACAUUAGAUUAACACAUGUUCCAGGGC